AUGGAUAAUAUAGCAAUUACUAAUAUUCUUAAAAACUAUGGGUAUGCUUUAUAAAUUAAUCCUAAAGUUUUAAAGCCUCUGAGCCAUAAUAUAAAACCAUUAAUUAUUCAAUUGUCCCUAAAUAUUAGACCUUAGAAGAUCAUGUAGAAAAACCUCAAUUAGAAAUUCUUUAAUAAUUAAAUGAAGAAAAAAAGUGUCGUGAACUAGUUGAAGUACAUGGAAUUACUUUAGAAAAAACAAAAUAGUUUUAUGCUGAUAAAAUCAAAGAAUACAACGAUAUUAUAGAUUUAAAGCAUAUCAAAAAAAAAAGAAAUCAAUCUUAAAUCGUUGAAAAAUAAAACAAUUAAACAUUUAUUAGAUUUGCUGGAGAUGAAGGUAAAAUAACUAAUUUUCACAUCUCAAUUAAUUCCAAAAAUCUUAUUCCAUUAUUGAAUGAAAUCAAUAGAAGAUCAUCAAAUUAAAAGUCUCCUUAAUUAAGUCCUGCUUGUUUCAGGAGAUCUUAUAGAAAUAAUCAAAACAACUCAAAUAAUUAUACAAACAUUAAAUAUACUCUACAAACAAUAAAACCUAAAUAACUUUAAAAUAUAACUUCUAGAUUAGAAUAGAAAUUUAAUAACUAUGAUAAUUUAAAUUAAAGUUAGAUAAGUCCUAAGAAUCAGAUUAACAUUAUUCAAGAACCUACUUUAGAUUUUAUUAAAAAAAGAAAUGCAUUAUCAGUAGACCUUAAAUUUAAAAGAAGAAAUUCUGAAAAUAAGAAAUCACCUAAUUCAUUCAUUAAAUAACAAAAAUAGGAUAUUCCCAAAGUACUUAUAUGAUUAUUUUAAGAUAGAUUUAUCAUAAAUGAUUUAGGAUUCUUUUCGAUAAAAUUAAUCAACAUGUUGUUAAUAGGAAGAUUAUGAAGUUUCUUAAUAAGAUUUUAAAUUUAAUGAAAAUAAUAAUUUAGAAUUAACAUAGAUAUAAUAACCAUAAGUAUUGUCAAAAAUCGGAUCAUAAAAAACAAUUAAUUUAGAUUAAAUUCAAAAGGAUUAGCUACCAGAUAUAUAUAAAGAUAUAAGUAUAUAUCAUCAUUUAUCUAGAAAUUAAUGAAAAUGUUGAUAUGGAGUAAAGAAAAAAGGUCUUAAAAAGAAGAAGAGAAAUUAUAGAUGAUAUUCUACAUAAAUAACAGCCUAAAUUUUUACAUAUUUGUGGAUCUAAAUUUGCUGUUGUAAAUAAUGAAUAAAAUUGGAAUAAUUAUAAAAACCUAAGAAUUCGUAUACUAUAAAGAGAAUUAGAUAAAGAAAUUAAUAAAAUGAAAAAUGUAAAAGAAUAGCUCAAAGAUUUCGAUAAUUUAUAAAUAUUAUCUGGACCUCCUAUCAAUACAAAUUAUAAUACAAAUAAUCUUUAAUCAGAUUAUUAAGAUGUCAAAAUUACGAAAAUAAUGAAAUAGCUAACUGCUUUAAAAAAAAUUAAUUGA
This is a messenger RNA of Paramecium sonneborni, 1453 nucleotides long. NCBI's taxonomy places the organism in Eukaryota, Ciliophora, Oligohymenophorea, Peniculida, Parameciidae. The record is from the annotation of a GenBank genome assembly.